AAGAAAGUUUCACCCAAAUCUUACAAAGACAUGGGAAAUCAGCUUGCUGGAAUUGCUCCCUCACAGAUACUCUCUGUAGACAGCUAUUUCUCAGACAUCCAUGAUUAUGAAUAUGACAAAAGCCUGGGCAGUACCAGAUUUUUCAAGGUGGCCCGAGCGAAGCACAGAGAGGGUUUAGUGGUAGUGAAAGUGUUUGCCAUUCAGGACCCCUCAUUACCCCUAACCAGCUACAAGCAAGAGCUGGAAGAAUUGAAGAUCCGGCUUCACUCUUCCCAGAACUGUUUGCCUUUUCAGAAAGCCACUCUCACAGAAAAAGCAGCCAUUCUUUUUCGGCAGUACGUUCGUGACAACCUGUAUGAUCGUAUUAGCACACGGCCAUUCCUCAACAAUAUAGAAAAGAAAUGGAUUGCAUUCCAGAUCCUAAAUGCUGUGGACCAGGCUCAUAAGUCUGGUGUGCGUCAUGGGGAUAUUAAGACAGAGAAUGUUAUGGUGACUAGCUGGAACUGGGUGCUGCUGACAGAUUUUGCGAGUUUUAAACCCACGUAUCUUCCUGAGGACAAUCCGGCAGAUUUCAACUACUUCUUUGAUACAUCACGAAGACGAACUUGCUACAUAGCACCGGAGAGAUUUGUGGAUGGCAGUAUGUUUGCUUCAGAGAGUGACCAGAACACACCACUUGUAGAUCUUACCAGCAACAGCCAGAGGACCAGAGGAGAGCUCAAGCAACCCAUGGACAUUUUCUCAGCUGGUUGUGUUAUUGCAGAACUGUUUACAGAAGGCAUCCCACUCUUUGAUCUCUCACAGUUGCUGGCCUACCGCAAGGGACAGUUUCAAACUGAAGUUCUGAUGAAAAUUGAAGACAAAAGUAUCAGAGAUCUGGUGGCCCAGAUGAUACAGCGAGAACCUGAAAAGCGUUUGAAAGCAGAAGAGUACUUGAAACAGCAAAGAGCCAAAGCAUUUCCAGACAUCUUUUAUACUUUUCUUCAGCCCUACAUGGCCCAGUUUGCGAAAGAGACAUUCCAGUCUGCAGAUGAGCGUGUGCUGGUAAUUCGAAAAGACCUAGAGAACAUUCUUCAUAACCUGUGUGAUGGCGGGCAAGCAGGGAAGUCUGAGAAGCAAGAGAAAGCAUCUCAUGAGCUUGGAUCUAACAAAGAACAUGGGCUGGUAGUGCUGGUGUCAGUUAUUACAUCAUGUCUGCAGACCCUGCGCUUUUGUGAUUCUAAGCUGGCGGCAUUUGAGUUGGUGCUUCACCUGGCCAGUCGGCUGAGUGUGGAGAUACUGCUUGAUCGGAUCACUCCUUAUUUACUGCACUUCUGUAAUGACUCAAUGCCUCGUGUCAGGGCAGAGGCGGUGCGGACUCUGGCUAAAGUACUGGCACUGGUCAAAGAGGUGCCCCGCAAUGAUGUCAACAUUUACCCAGAGUAUAUUCUGCCUGGUAUCGCCCACUUGGCUCAAGAUGAGGCCACUAUUGUCAGACUUGCUUAUGCAGAGAACAUUGCUCACCUGGCCGAGACAGCUCUGCGUUUUCUAGAGUUGGUGCAGGAAAACAAUCUUAACUCUGAACAGGACCUAAAUGGAGAAGAUGCUGAGGAAACUCUUCACCCCAACGAAAACUAUGAUUCAGAACUGCAAGCAUUGCAUGAAAUGGUUCAACAGAAAGUGGUGACGCUCCUCAGUGACCCUGAGAACAUUGUGAAGCAGACACUGAUGGAGAACGGCAUUACACGCCUCUGUGUGUUUUUCGGAAGACAGAAGGCCAACGAUGUGCUUCUUUCUCACAUGAUUACCUUUCUUAAUGACAAAAAUGACUGGCACCUUCGGGGAGCUUUCUUUGACAGUAUUGUAGGUGUGGCAGCUUAUGUGGGAUGGCAGAGUUCAUCCAUCCUGAAGCCGUUGCUGCAGCAGGGCCUGAGUGAUGUGGAGGAGUUUGUCAUCUAUAAAGCCCUAAAUGCUCUGACCUGCAUGUGCCAGCUGGGACUACUGCAGAAACCUCACAUCUAUGAGUUUGUCAGCGAUAUUGCGCCUUUCUUGUGUCAUCCGAACCUGUGGAUCCGUUACGGAGCUGUGGGCUUCAUUACUGUGGUUGCGCAACACCUGAACAUUGCUGAUGUGUAUUGCAAACUCAUGCCUUACCUUAACCCUUUCAUUACUCAGCCUAUCAUACAGAUUGAUAAGGAGAUCGUGCUUCUGAGUGUGCUUAAAGAACCUGUAAGUCGCUCCAUUUUUGACUACGCACUCCGCUCCAAAGAUAUCAGCAGCCUCUUUCGACACCUGCUGCUGCGUCAGAAAAAACGUAACGGGUCAAUUCCUGAGUGCCCCAUUCCUGAGGAUCCUGCUAUAGCACAGCUACUCAAGAAGCUUCUUUCACAGGGAAUGACUGAGGCUGAGGAAGACAAACUCUUGGCUCUGAAAGACUUCAUGCUAAAGUCCAGCAAGGCCAAGGCCAACAUUGUAGACCAGACACACAUGAAUGAUGCAGUCCAGAGUGGCAUCAUUGACCUGGGCAUGUUGGGUAUCAGUGGGCGCCAAGUAGAUCUGAUCAAACCAAAGCCGGAGUCUGAGGAUAAAAGAGCUCGUAAGCACACAAAGCAAGACUCUAACCUGAAUGAGGAGUGGAAGAGCAUGUUUGGUUCUCUGGACCCCCCCAGCUCUGCACCAUCUCCGCCGACGGUACCUACUGUUGUAGUUGCGAGCGGUGGUGGGGAACCCAAUGGAACUCUGGCCGGAAGGCGUCUGCAAUCUGAGAGUUCCUCCCAGACUGUUAACCUCCCUCAUGUUCCAUCCUCAACCCAGGUGCCUGACAUUGGAGGCACUCAGCCCAGAAAAACCACAGCACUUCCUGCGAUUCAGGUGGUGCAGUCAGUGAGUGGAGCAGCCACGUACCAGCGGCGUGUGACCACGUGCAAGGCAGAGCUGCAGCAGUUAGUGCAGCAGAAGAGGGAGCAGUGCAAUGCUGAGCGCAUGGCCAAGCAAAUGAUGGAGGGUGCAGAGUGGGAGAGCAGGCCUCCACUGCCAGGAUGGCAUCCUAAAGGAUUGCUUGUAGCUCAUCUCCAUGAACAUAAGUCAGCUGUAAACCGAAUUCGAGUCUCUGACGAGCACUCUAUAUUUGCAACAUGCUCCAAUGAUGGAACUGUAAAGAUCUGGGACAGCCAAAAAAUGGAGGGAAAGACAACAACCACCAGAUCAGUGCUGACUUAUUCCCGCUUUGGUGGUCCUGCGAAGACCUUGACCUUUUGUCAGGGAUCACAUUACCUUGCUGUCGCUUCAGACAACGGCUCCGUUCAGCUUCUUGCAGUUGAGGCCAACAAGCCACCCAAGUCCCCAAAGGUUCAGCCGUGUCAAACCAGAUUUCUGGAUUUGAAAGAGGAUGGCUGUGUGGUGGAUUUGCAUCAUUUUAACUCGGGGGCUCAGUCCGUGCUGGCCUAUGCCACAGUUAAUGGCUCUCUGGUGGGCUGGGACCUGCGCAGCAACACCAAUGCUUGGACCCUCCAUCACGACCUGCGGCUUGGCCUUAUAACCUCUUUUGCUGUGGACAUGCACCAAUGCUGGCUUUGUGUGGGUACAAGCAAUGGAACAAUGGCUUGUUGGGAUAUGAGAUUCCAGUUGCCAAUCUCCAACCACUCCCACCCAGCCCGAGCUCGAAUAAGACGUCUGCUCAUGCACCCCCUCUACCAGUCCUCUGUCAUCACAGCUGUUCAAGGAAACAAUGAGGUGUCAAUGUGGGACAUGGAGACAGGAGACAGGAAGUUCACUUUGUGGGCCAGCUCUGCUCCACCCCUCUCUGAGAUGCAGCCUUCGCCUCAUAGUGUACAUGGUAUAUACUGCAGCCCUGCAGACGGCAACCCUCUUCUACUCACUGCUGGUUCGGACAUGAGAAUAAGAUUUUGGGACCUUGCGUAUCCAGAAAGAUCCUAUAUUGUUGCUGGUGGUGCCAAUGAUUCUUUACACUGCCCCUCUGUAUUCUACAACCGCAAGAUCAUUGAAGGAACAGAAGUAGUCCAGGAGAUCCACAGUAAGCAAAAGAGUGGCUCCACUGAGGACGUCCCUCGUCGAGGCCCAGAGUCCCUGCCUGUGGGCCACCAUGACAUCAUCACUGACAUAGCCACUUUCCAGACAACUCAAGGCUUUAUAGUUACCUCUUCUAGAGAUGGCAUAGUAAAAGUGUGGAAAUGAAAGCACUUAUAAAGAACACCUACAUGCAGGUCUGUUUAGGGCGGUAAUGUGCAAUGUCUAGCUUAAGAUCACUCUAUGUGACCAUAGCAUGUCUGUGCAAUUAUUCACAAUACCAACCACAGUGAGAAGCAUUCAGUUAAUGCCAACACAAGUGGAUUAUGUUUCCUUUUUGGAUGUGUAAAGUGUAAAUGUGACGAUCAUGCAAUGUAUCAGGCCAAACCCAUAACUGUCUUUUAGUUAUAACAAUGGCCUCUCCGAAUCGGAAUAUCAGCUAUAUUUGUCAUAUUAGUGCAAAUUCAUAGGCAGUUGAUUAUGGUCAUCAGUAUUCUGAAAUAAAGAUGAUCUGUAAAUGUG
Molecule: messenger RNA, 4527 nt
Organism: Trichomycterus rosablanca
Lineage: Eukaryota; Metazoa; Chordata; Actinopteri; Siluriformes; Trichomycteridae
Gene: pik3r4
Product: phosphoinositide-3-kinase, regulatory subunit 4
Exons: 19
Coding region: 31-4173 (1380 amino acids)
Biological process (GO): protein targeting to vacuole; macroautophagy; autophagy of peroxisome
Cellular component (GO): phosphatidylinositol 3-kinase complex, class III, type I; nucleus-vacuole junction; phosphatidylinositol 3-kinase complex, class III, type II
Molecular function (GO): protein binding; protein serine/threonine kinase activity; ATP binding
Source: RefSeq, a predicted model, not a curated record